Molecule: messenger RNA, 2104 nt
Organism: Drosophila obscura
Lineage: Eukaryota; Metazoa; Arthropoda; Insecta; Diptera; Drosophilidae
Gene: pix
Product: protein Pixie
Exons: 5
Coding region: 148-1980 (610 amino acids)
Biological process (GO): ribosomal subunit export from nucleus; translational initiation; translational termination
Molecular function (GO): iron ion binding; ATP binding; ribosomal small subunit binding
Source: RefSeq, a predicted model, not a curated record
UCCCGCUAUCGAUACGCCGAAUUCUGCAUUGGUGACGAUAUCGAUACUGAUGAGUACUAUCGACUUCGAUAGUAUCCUCUCUUUCGAAACUUUGGCUGACACGCGUGUGUUUGUCUGUUUUACAACAAUUUCAGCCUAGUUCGCAGCAUGUCGCGCAGAAAAGACAACGAGGAGGUCGACAAGCAGACGCGUAUUGCCAUUGUCAGCGAUGACAAGUGCAAGCCGAAACGCUGUCGGCAGGAGUGCAAGAAGACCUGUCCGGUGGUGCGCAUGGGCAAGCUCUGCAUCGAGGUGGCACCCACGUCGAAGAUUGCUUCUUUGUCCGAGGAGCUGUGCAUCGGUUGCGGUAUCUGUGUGAAGAAAUGUCCCUUUGAGGCCAUCACAAUCAUCAACCUGCCCAGUAACCUGGAGAAGCAUACGACGCAUCGGUAUAGCAAAAACUCGUUCAAGCUCCAUCGCCUGCCCAUACCGCGACCCGGCGAAGUGCUCGGUUUGGUGGGCCAGAACGGUAUUGGGAAGUCAACGGCUCUAAAAAUUCUGGCGGGCAAGCAGAAGCCCAAUUUGGGCAAAUAUCUCAACCCACCCGACUGGACGGACAUCCUAAGCUACUUCCGUGGCUCCGAGCUGCAGAACUACUUCACCAAGAUUUUGGAAGACAAUCUGAAGGCCCUGGUGAAGCCGCAAUACGUCGAUCAGAUCCCCAAGGCAGUGCGUGGUACUGUUGGCGACUUGCUGGAUAAAAAGGAUGAGCGCGAACUGCAGACAUCGAUAUGCAAUAUGUUGGACUUGUCACACAUUCGGGACCGUGAGAUCUCCCAGCUCUCUGGUGGAGAACUGCAGCGCUUUGCCAUUGCCAUGGUAUGCAUACAGAAUGCGGAUAUUUUCAUGUUCGACGAGCCGUCCUCGUAUCUGGAUGUAAAGCAGCGUCUGAAUGCUGCCUUGACCAUCCGUUCGCUGCUGCAUCCCACAAAGUUCAUCAUCGUAGUGGAGCACGAUUUGUCUGUGCUGGAUUACUUGUCGGACUUUAUUUGCUGCCUGUAUGGUGUGCCCGGCUGUUACGGCGUCGUUACUAUGCCCUUCUCGGUGCGCGAAGGCAUCAACAUUUUCCUGGACGGCUUUGUCCCCACCGAGAACAUGCGUUUCCGCACAGAGUCCCUCACGUUCAAGGUGUCAGAAUCGGCUACGGAAGAGGAAAUCAAGCGUAUGAACCACUACGUUUACCCCUCAAUGGUGAAAACGUUGGGCAAGUUCGAGCUGACGGUGGAGAAGGGUCAUUUCAGCGACUCUGAGAUCCUGGUGCUGCUCGGCGAGAACGGUACUGGCAAGACAACGUUCAUUAGGCUGCUGGCCGGUAAUCUGCAACCCGAUGGCGAGGUGGAUCUUCCCAUGCUCAAUAUUUCCUACAAGCCGCAGAAGAUUUCCCCGAAAUUCCAGAAUCACGUUCGUCAUUUGCUGCACGAUAAGAUUCGCGAUGCCUAUGUGCAUCCCCAGUUCAUUGCGGAUGUGAUGAAGCCCAUGAAAAUCGAGGAGAUUAUGGACCAGGAAGUGCAGAACCUCUCCGGUGGUGAAUUGCAGCGUGUGGCAUUGGUUCUCUGUCUGGGCAAGCCGGCAGAUGUCUACCUCAUUGAUGAACCCUCCGCCUACUUGGACUCAGAGCAGCGUCUGGUGGCUGCCAAGGUUAUCAAGCGCUACAUUUUGCAUGCCAAGAAAACCGGAUUUGUGGUGGAGCACGAUUUCAUUAUGGCCACAUACCUCGCGGACCGUGUCAUUGUAAUCGAGGGCCAGCCUUCGGUGAAGACGACUGCUUUCUCCCCUCAAUCGCUGCUGAAUGGCAUGAACCGAUUCCUCGAACUUCUGGGCAUUACGUUCCGUCGCGAUCCCAACAACUUCAGGCCCCGCAUCAACAAGAACGCUUCGGUCAAGGAUACGGAACAAAAGCGAUCUGGCCAGUUCUUCUUCCUGGAGGAUGAGGCUCAGUGAGGAUCGGAUCCACCAGCGCAAUGCCGAAAGCUUCCAUUGGGCAAUUUUCCUUUUGUACCAUUCUCUAUUCUCCUGUGCUCUGUUUGCAUUCUUUAAUCUAAAAAACACAUUUGCUUACAACUUA